CCUUAAACAGUGUCCACUUACACUGGGUUUUAUGUCAUUUUCCGCACUUUUCCAAAGGUCAAAAACUGUGGCUAAGCCGUUCGCCCAUUUUGGGCUCAGCUUUCAGCCUUUUUCUAUCAUUUUUGCCCUUUUACCAGUUCCCUUUGUAUGGGCAAAGCUGACUUUUCAAGCAGAUUAACAAAAGGAUUCACCUGUUGCUUGCCUAUUCACUGGGCCCCACUCCCGUUAUACCGUUUCUGCCCUUCAUCCCUUGAAGUAUUCAUCGUCCUUCCGGUCAUUUCAACCGUGAUUAAUGAGAAAGUAACGGCGUCUGUUGGCUUAGUGACGAAAAAAUCCCUCCCUUUUAAACUGUUCACUGAUCUAUUUUACGGAUUUCAACAUCAUCUUGAAGCUUCGUACACUGUUCCUAGACUUUUCAUGCCCUGUUUCUUGCCUAUUCCUCAACCGAACGUUAGCUCUCUGUUGUUCACUGCCACUUCGAAAAUUUACUUGGUUCCCCGUAUUUUUUUGCAAGAAUUCGACGCGAUGGGAUGGGGAGGGACGGCAAGCUGUGGGGAUAGGAAAAGCAAGGGAGAGCAGGGAAGAGGAAAUAGGUGACAAAAGGGGAGGAAAAUUGUGUAUCGGAGGAGAGAAGGAAGAUCUGCGACGGCAACUAAGGAAUUAUGGUGCAGUCGUGGGACGUUACGGUUUCAGUGGGUGACAUGGGUGUGUGGCGGAGGCUGGCAAAGAGAAUAGAUUUUGGUAGAGGUCUGUAUGCCAUUUUUCAAGUGAGUUUCUCUCUUUUUUGCCCUUUUUUUUGCUCAAGGGUGUCCUUGCUUUCGAGGGUUUAUGCAUUUUGUGUUUUGGUGAGUUGUCUGCAUGAGAAAUGGAUGUGGCUAACUAAGGCAUAGGUAGGUAUUCUUCUUGGCAAUUUGUUUGUUGAGUAUUUGUUGUUGCGUAACUUCUGAGUCAAAUAUUAAUUUUCCUUUGAAAUUUAAUUGUCCAAAGUUAAUGGCCUUCUCUGUAAUUUCUUGAGUUUUUCUAUGUUGUGUGCUCAUGGUAAUAACUGCAUGCUUUUCUAAUUGGGUUUAUGUCAACAUCACUAAAGUGAGUUUUUCUGUGUUGCUCUUGCUUUCCACAAAACUAGCUCCAUUGCCAUAAUAGCGGACAAAUGGUCAAAUAUUGCACUGACAUAGAAGAUUGAAGUUACUUCAUUUUACCUAUAUCACUCUUGAUAAAUAGAUAAAGAAAAAGAAAAUUUCAAUGAUAGGACGAUGACUAAAAUCAUCUCUACAAGGGUAGAAUGUUUCUACCUAACAUGUCAUUUAUGUUAGUUUAGAUACUCUGUUGAAAGUAUGCUAUUUACUAAAAUUGUUCAUUGACUUUAACUGCAGAGAUGUUUUGGAACUCACAGUGGCCAUUAAAAUUAAAGAUAAAAAGGCAGA
This is a messenger RNA of Rubroshorea leprosula, 1424 nucleotides long. The record is from the annotation of a GenBank genome assembly. Lineage: Eukaryota; Viridiplantae; Streptophyta; Magnoliopsida; Malvales; Dipterocarpaceae.